This is a messenger RNA of Myxocyprinus asiaticus (Chinese sucker), 2257 nucleotides long. Its product is annotated as protein phosphatase 1 regulatory subunit 14B-like. The transcript is spliced from 4 exons. Gene Ontology annotation, molecular function: protein serine/threonine phosphatase inhibitor activity. The record is from RefSeq and is a predicted model, not a curated record. Gene Ontology annotation, cellular component: cytoplasm. The coding region runs from base 798 to 1157 and encodes 119 amino acids. Gene Ontology annotation, biological process: regulation of phosphorylation. NCBI's taxonomy places the organism in Eukaryota, Metazoa, Chordata, Actinopteri, Cypriniformes, Catostomidae.
GCAGUAUUUAUUACAAGCAUGUAACGCCCCAAUAGCGAGGCAUCAACGAAACCUGUAAUUAAACAUUUAAAUAUUAAAACACAAAAGUAAUAAAAUAGAAUUUUUUUUUAAAGGUAACAUACAAGAAUAUCAAACCAUUGUUUUUGCAAACAAAUACUGUAAUUAAUAAAUUGUCGGCUAUAAUUUAUAACAUUUUAAACACACGUGACAACCUGACAUUAAUGAAAAAUACUCUUGUCCUGAGAACACAGUUCAACCUUUCGAUUCAUAUCUACCUUCAUUAUAGUUGAUCCUUAAAUGAACGAUGGAUUUACAGUGGUUUUGAAUGUAUGUGUGGUUUUACUGAGUUCAAAACUAUAGCAACAAUUUAUAUUUGAAUUUUUGUUUGAAAGAUAGAAUUCUCAAAACAUUAUACAAAUUUAAGAGGAUUUUAAACUAGUUGUUUGAAACCAACAUACAAAACCUCUGCUAGAGCAAAAACACAUUUGUGUAACAGUCCCAAUGUGACAAUUUUCCCCAGUUUGCCAUGUAAUUGUGUUGCAGUGACAUUAGUUUGCUUGACAUCUUUCCUGAUUUUUUUCUUCCUUCUUAUGGGCCAAAGCUGGCAGGUGGAGAUAAAACUAAGGAAAUGUAAAUGAAAGGAAGACGAAAAGCAGAGGAGCAGAGAGAGGGAAAGAGAGGUGGAGCUCUUUGCCAGCUGGGAGAAAAAGGGACAGAUAGGGAGAGAGUAAGAGCCGUUUUGUUGUGAGUUUCCUCUGUAGUGUCUUUCUUCAAGCCAGUGAGAGCAUUUCACAGGCAUGAGUCAGUCCAGAGUGAUGUUCCAGUCUCCAACCAGAGACAAGGAGGACAGUGAAGCCCCUCAGCGCAGGCUCGGGAAGCUGACUGUCAAAUAUGACCGUAAGGACCUGCAGCGGAGGCUGGACGUCGAGGAAUGGAUUGACAGUCAGCUGCAUUUGCUGUUUGACUGCGAGGAAGAUGACAUUCCUGAGCUGGAGAUUGACAUUGAUGAACUUUUGGAACUGUCAGACUGUGAGCGGAGAUCGAAACUGCAGGUGGACCUUCUCUGCGAUUGUGGCAAACCCAAAGAGAACUUUAUUGAUGGAUUGCUAUAUCGUAUAAAAGGACUUCGAAAAAUGUCGGGCACCUUAAGAAAAUGAAUUCAAGGACAAACAGAAGCUUUUAUGGACAAAUGUAAAAGAAUAUAGCCAAGAUCACUCUUAAAAAUGAAGGCUUUUAUGCUUUAGGAGAACCUUUUUAACCUUCUGAAGUUGUUGAGAGUAUUGUGAGUAUUCUGAUGAUUUAAAAAAUCCAUAUUUUUUUUUUUCUUCAUCGGAGCACCACCACAAGGAACUAUUUUAUAAUAGUUGUCUACAAAACACAUAUUACAUGUGAGGUCUAAUAAUGAAAGGGUAUAUUAUCACUAGUUUUCAGGCAGCUAAUGCUUUACUCUACAGUAUAAUAUCUGACUUAUUUUAAAGCGAUUGAAAGAGAGUUUGUUUUGGAAUGGUUGAUUAUUGACAGAUUAUUACUUUAUUAAGUGGUAAAUCAAACUCUUCCAAGAACUCAGGCUUGUUAGUUUACUUUAAGCUUUAUUACCUUUGUUGCUGCAAUUACUGCUUUUCAAUGUCUUUGUUCUUUCCAGUGAAAAGGAUCGUUUUGCUGUUGACCUGUUCACUGCGGAAACGCCUGUUGCUGGUUUGUAGUUGUUGGCAAAACAGCGACAUCUUGUGGUGAUAAGAUUUGAACUACGGGGUGUUCCUUCAAUGGGCUCGUUUGACCCUGUGGAAUGUCAUAAACCUUUCCUUCACAUUUCAAAUGAUGUAUUGUGUUUAAUGGUGUUCUGUGGUGGAAAUGACAUUUUUAACAUUUCUGGAAUAAAAUUGCCCAUUCCUUUGAUAUGCUUAGGCUAAUUUCAUUGAUAGCAUUUAUGUAUCAUAAAUACAAUUAAAUAAUAUUUCUGCUGGUUUUGCAUAAUUUGAUAAAAUUGCAACUUUACUGUAAAAACCGCACAGUAACAAUGUUUCACAGGUGAUAUUUACCAUGAUUUUUCUUUGUUUUCUUCACACACCACAUCAAUCUCUUCACUGACAGUGACACUGUUGACUCCUUGGUAAAUAGGUUAAAACAAAUGUACACUUGACAACUUUUGAUAAAGACUCAAUAGUUGCAAAAUUGUUGGAUGUGAUGGAGGAAUGGAAUUUGUGUAAAAAUGAAUAUACAUUUUGUAACAAUAUUAAACUGGUUCAUGCUUAUUUCA